ACUAGAGUGCUUCCUGUAGCGACGUGAGUCACGGUGGAAAAGCGAAGAAACACACGGUGCCGACAGCUUUUAUCCUCCCUCCGCCUCCUAGUGGCGGGGUGGUGCAUUCAAGGACCCGACGACCAAUGGGAAAACUGCCAUCUGGUCACAGGUGUGAAGCAGUUCUUUGUCUCACCACCAGUCUGCCUUGCCGUCCUCGUGUUGGAUGCACUUUCUCCAUUCUCCGGCUUUUUAGGAGUUUCGUGAAACUGGCUUUGGAAUUCACAUGUAGGCCAAGAUCCUUUGUCCUGCCUCCCCUGUGUCUCUGCAGUCAACUCAAUCUGAGCCAAAUCACUGUUUAACCAGCUUCUUGGUCCCCAACAACAUUAAUGCCUCAUUAAAUUCCAACCAGGAACCAGAAACACUCAAAGAAGGGAGGAGAGUAGAGGGGGGGUGUGAUGUGUUUGGAGGAGGGACUCCAUCAUUUAGAGAAGUGAACAGUUCCUGGUUUACCAGUGAAGAAGAAAGAGAGGCAGCGUUAAACCAUCAGAUCCUCCAACAUGAACGUCUGUCAGUCUCUGAUCUGCUUCUUCUUCCUCACACUGCAGGAUGGAAACAUUGGUCUCAUCAAUGCAGAAAUCUUCGAGAGUACAGGAACUGAAGGAGGAGACAUCACAGUUGGAUGCUCCUUCACUUUCUCUGGAAAGAGGAGUAUCUUCUGUAAGGACGAAUGUAAAGAUGGAGACAUUCUCAUUGAGACAAAACAGUACACAGCUCAGAGAGGCAGAUACAGCAUAGAAUAUAAAAAGAUUUCAUUCUCUGAGAUAAUACUGUAUGUGAGCAUCAGAAACCUGACUCCGUCUGACUCAGGACGGUACAGAUGUGGUUUGGUCAGAUAUUUCUCAUCCUCACCAUCAUACCAGGAGAUUGAGAUCCGAGUUACAGAUGCUCCAACCUCUCCUCUCAGACCCUCUUCACCAUCACUCCCAUCAGCCUCCACACUGAUGACAUCACAGAGUUUAAGCUCCACACCUUCAUCAGCCUCCACACUGAUGACAUCACAGAGAUUAAGCUCCACACCUUCAUCAGCCUCCCCUGAAGCCAGAGAGCAGACUCCACAGAAACAAACAAGAGCUCUGCUGUAUGCUGGUCUUACUCUGGUCCUCUUCUUCAUCAUGUUAUCAGUAGCUUUGCUGAUUUUCUGCAGGAUGAGGGCCAGGAAACCCAAAGAACUUCCUCUGGAAACUGAGUACUCUAAUGUCACAAAGGCCAACCGAGUGUAUGAGGAGAUCAGAGAGGACAGACAGAGCACAUCUCCUCCUGUAGAAGUGUCUACAGUUUACACUUACGCCAAAAACACCAAACCAGAUGGAGCGGAAACCACAGAGGAGUACAGCUUAGUCACUGCACCCACUUCUCAGAAGAAAACUGAAGACGACUGGAGUGACGUCACCUACUCUGAGCUGGAUCUUCCCAACGGUACAGCUGCCUCGCUGCACAGCGCCCCCUGUGGUGACGCAGAUAACGUGGUCUACUCUGUUCCUCGGGUAGAAGCCAGCUCGGCCGGCAGCCACGCCCAAGACGCUUCCCCUCCUCUGUACUCUACUGUUACUUUACAUCAGCUGUAGCUUCAACGCUGUCAGCGCCACAUUUACUCUCUCAGGAGCCAACAGGGGACACAAAGUGCUUAGAAUGAGUCACAUUCACUCAAAGAAAUCUGUGUUUAUCGUUUUUUGGGGAAACUAUGUCAGUUACAGCUCACAUUAUAUUUUUUGAAGAUGAAAUGUUUUUAUUAGCUCUAUGUGUUUAUUGCUUUUGCACAAAUAUAUGUUCUUAUAGCAGUUUAUAUAUUAUAUUAUUAUAUACUGUAUUUAUUCUAUACUUUUCAAACUAUACCAAACUACCUCCUCUAAAAAUCUAGGCUGUGACGGGAUACUUUGACCAAUCUCAGGUGAUUUCAGAGAGAGAGAGAGAGAGAGAGAGAGUUCCUAUUGGCUGUUCUGUUAAAUGCAUUGCCCGGGCGACAGAGACGGGAGAGAGAGCUGCAGGAAGAGGUCUCACUCUACUUCAAAUUCUGGCAUUUU
This is a messenger RNA of Perca fluviatilis (European perch), 2063 nucleotides long. RefSeq lists its product as uncharacterized. The transcript is spliced from 6 exons. Gene Ontology annotation, cellular component: plasma membrane. Bases 540 to 1607 code for a protein of 355 amino acids. The record is from RefSeq and is a predicted model, not a curated record. Lineage: Eukaryota; Metazoa; Chordata; Actinopteri; Perciformes; Percidae. Gene Ontology annotation, molecular function: transmembrane signaling receptor activity.